Myripristis murdjan (pinecone soldierfish) is the source of this 2175-nucleotide messenger RNA. RefSeq names its product transmembrane and ubiquitin-like domain containing 2 (gene tmub2). The coding region runs from base 164 to 1171 and encodes 335 amino acids. The transcript is spliced from 3 exons. Lineage: Eukaryota; Metazoa; Chordata; Actinopteri; Holocentriformes; Holocentridae. Gene Ontology annotation, biological process: ERAD pathway. The record is from RefSeq and is a predicted model, not a curated record. Gene Ontology annotation, molecular function: protein binding.
AGUUUCCAAAACAAGCGCUCCCACUCGCUAACACCUCGCCGGUGACGUAAUGCCGUGUCGUCGACUGUGUUUAUGUGGUUUUUAACGGGCAGCUGCUAACUGGCGUUGUGGCACGUCUUUAAACAUGAUUUGAUUACACAUGUAGUAGGUUUUGAGGACAGAAAUGGCGGUGUGUGCACUGACCAUGUUGGAUGGCAUGGGAGAUGAGGUGGCCGCAGCAGGUGGUGUGUUUCUCCUGGUGUUGGCUCUUGUCUUGGCUUGGCUGUCGACACACGUGGCUGAUCGAGGAGACCAUAUAUUGGGCACCAUCCUCACUGUCGGGGCCCACGCCUCUCUUAUUGGACUGGGAGGCCACGACAGCUACAGCGGAGGGCCUCCCAGCUCAGACACCCCUGAACAGCAAGCUCCUCCACCUUCACAGGAAAACAAGCCCGAAGAGGAGGAGCCAGCAUCUGAGAGAGGAGAAAUUGAAGGAACAGGAGAGGGAGCUGCAGGAAUUGGGACAGAUCUGCUGCUGAACAUACAGACAAAGCAACCGCAUACUGGUAGAUACCACCCCAAUGAUGUGGAGGAUGAUGAAGUUGAGGAAGAGGAGGAGGAGGAGGAAGAAGAGGAUCUGCUGCAGGAAGAUAAAAAGGUCACAAAGCUUAGCUCGGUGUUGUCUAAAAAUGCCUCCAACUCCACCAACACUAGCAUUUCUGUUAGAUUGAAAUUCCUAAAUGACACGGAGGAAGUGGCUGUUUUGAAACCACAGGAUACAGUGGGAGUGCUGAAAAGCAAAUACUUCUCAGGUCGGGAGCGUCAGAUUAAAUUGAUCUACCAAGGGCAGUUGCUACAGGAUCCCAAAAGGACUCUGUUGUCCCUAAACAUCACGCACAACAGUGUGAUCCACUGCCACAUUUCCCAGACGCUGCAUGAUGCCAGUCCAGAAGAGGGGGCUCCAUCUGGGACGGGCUCGGGAGUCGGGGCAGGGGUCUCUGGAGGAUUCAGGGCUGCGGGUUUGGCCCUCAGUACCAGCAGCCUGGUGGUGCCUGUGUUUGUGGUGAUACUGGCUGUCGUGUGGUACUUCCGAAUCAACUACCGGCAGUUCUUCACAGCCCCUGCGACCAUCUCCCUUGUGGGAGUCACUGUGUUCUUCAGCUUCCUGAUCUUUGGGAUGCACAGCCGCUGAGAGGCAGAGAAGGCUGCUGCAUUACAAUAUAAGGAAGUCUUUACUUGCGUCUGAAUGUUGGCAUUCGUGUGAGGUAGAACAAAAAUAACAACAGCCGUAGGUGGCGUCUGGAGAGAGGCGGGGACUAAUCAAAAGAGGCCUUGGUGCAGAUGCCACAUAGCUGACUGGAUUCCUACAGUGCGUGUGUGGGUGUGCCUGUGUUUUUGCAUGCAUCAAGAAAACAAAAACAUGAGAGAUUGUACAGUAUAUAUGGAGAAAACAAUAAUCUGCAGUGUGUGUCUGUAUGAGGUUCAGGUUAAACUGAGCUGCAACUUUGCUCAUAUUAAAACAUGACUCAGCAAUUAAAACCCUGCUAAUGUCAGUGUCUGGUACGUUUGGCCAAUCAUUUUGGCUUUAUGUAGUUUGCUCUUCGAUUACUUCUGGGAUUAGGAUGAUGCCGCCCUGUGCAUCAUUGACAAUUAUUUUAAUUUCAUUCACUUGAGGAUGUAUUUUUGUUCUUGAGGCAGGCGUAAGAAAAGCAUCUGCAGAAUAGGAGAACCAAGUCAUAGUUGCAAGAAUCUUGACUCUUGCACUUUGAGAACCACUCAAUGUUGUGCUGUGUGCUGGUUAGACUCUCUUUUGCAUUUUUUGUUCUUUUAACAGUAUGAUCUCUCUGUAACUAAACGUGGACUGUAACAGCUGCAUUAUUGCAGGGCAGGAAUUUCCUAAGUAUCUCUGUUGCUUGAACUACGCAACUAUUUAGAAAUAGAAUAAUUUAAAAAAAUAAUUAUCACUAGACAUUACAAUAAACACUGUUUUUUUGAGAAGAUAAUGUAAAUAUGUUGUGUAUUUACUGUAAAUAAAAUGAUAGAAUGAAUCAGAUGAAUCUGUCUCUGGCACUUGAGGAUUUGAGGGAGCCAUAGUGACAUCAGAGGCCGGCACAAGGAGCCUCUUUUAUGCCCUCUGAUCUCUGUUGGACUGUUCUGGCUUCAGUGCUGACUCAGAUUAAAGCAUUUCAAACCAAA